Cokeromyces recurvatus is the source of this 464-nucleotide messenger RNA. RefSeq lists its product as uncharacterized. Bases 32 to 433 code for a protein of 133 amino acids. The transcript is spliced from 3 exons. NCBI's taxonomy places the organism in Eukaryota, Fungi, Mucoromycota, Mucoromycetes, Mucorales, Mucoraceae. Gene Ontology annotation, biological process: protein processing. Gene Ontology annotation, cellular component: plasma membrane. Gene Ontology annotation, molecular function: metalloendopeptidase activity. The record is from RefSeq and is a predicted model, not a curated record.
UUUUUUUUUUUUUAUUUGUUUAUAUUUGUAAAUGAAUGCAGAAAGAGAACCUCUUUUAGGAGAGGAAAGUAAUACUAAUCCUGAAAGAAAUCAGGAUAAUGAAGAUUAUUCUGACACAAACAGAAGAUUUCAAAAUGGAAAGUUUUCAUUAUUGGAAAAAGUAUUGUUCAUUUUAGCUGUUGUUUUCUUUAUUGCUUUAUGUAUCGUUACCGGACUCUAUACCAGACGAGUUUCUGAUGAAAAUCCAAAGCAACCACCUAAUGUACCUAGACAUGAUAAUUCAUCACCUAUUUGUACAGAACCUGAAUGCGUCUUAACAGCGGCUCAAAUUUUAAAGGAUAUCGAUUUGACUGUUGAUCCUUGUGAAGAUUUUUACCAAUUUACUUGUAAGCUAAUAACCAUUGUGUAUAUGUCUAAAAAAAAUACUAAAUAAAGGAACGAUAAUAGGUAAUAACUGGGAAAAG